Chenopodium quinoa (quinoa) is the source of this 1384-nucleotide messenger RNA. Its product is annotated as GDSL esterase/lipase At1g29660-like. The record is from RefSeq and is a predicted model, not a curated record. Gene Ontology annotation, molecular function: hydrolase activity, acting on ester bonds. The transcript has 5 exons. NCBI's taxonomy places the organism in Eukaryota, Viridiplantae, Streptophyta, Magnoliopsida, Caryophyllales, Amaranthaceae. The coding region runs from base 64 to 1134 and encodes 356 amino acids.
ACUUAUCUCAUCUUCAAUAUCUCAAACUCUUAAGACUAGCCCUUCGUGCAAUCAACUCCCGAAAUGUUGAAAAUUAUAGUUUUUAUUAUUUUUAUGGUUCGCGCGGUUUUGGUCAAGGGCGAACCAAAAGUGCCAUGUUUCUUCAUUUUCGGGGACUCACUGUCCGAGGUUGGAAACAACAAUAACCUCGUGACAAUGGCCAAAGCAAACUACCCGCCGUAUGGGGUUGAUUUUCCUGGCGGUGUACCAACUGGCAGGUUUACAAAUAACCGGACUAUUGAGGAUUAUAUAUCUACAUAUCUGGGAUUCAACAAGUCUAUAGCACCAUAUAGAGACCAAAUGGGUCAAGAUAUAUUGAGAGGUGUCAAUUUCGCAUCUGGUUCUGCUGGAAUUCUCAUGGAAACUGGAUCACAAUUGGGUGAUCGGAUAUGGUUGGAUCGACAAAUACGAAAUUAUAUGAUGACCAUCUUAAGGAUCCAAUUUAUGGUUUUCGGUCCAGUUUCAAACUACUUGAACAAGUGCUUGUACACUGUGAAUAUUGGCAGCAAUGACUACCUUAAUAAUUACUUCAUGCCGCAAUAUUAUCCUUCUCAGAGGCUCUACACCCCUGAUCAGUAUGCUAAUCUACUAAUUUCUCGAUAUAGAUCACAAUUACGGACGCUAUACAAUACUGGUGCUAGAAUGGUAGCAAUUUUCGGUUUGGGUAAUCUUGGUUGCGUUCCGUCUCAAAUUAUGAGGAACAAUGCAACUGACUGUGUAGAUGAAAUCAACCAAGCCGCGAAUUUGUUCAAUACAAAGCUUGAAUCGCUUGUGGAUGAAUUGAAUGCAAGGCUUCCAGGGGCUCAAUUUACACUAAUUAGUCUCUCCGCUCUACAAGCAUUAAGCCCCCUUCCUGAAGCUAUUAAUUCAAACUCGACUUGUUGCACAUUGAGGAGUGAUUUCCAGUGUGAGCCUAAUAGUACACCAUGCGCCAAUCGAGACUUGUAUGCAUUCUUCGACGGAUUUCAUCCAACUGAUGUUGUAAAUGAAGCAGUAGCAGAAGCUGCAUAUAGUUCUCCAGAUCGUCGGAUCGCUAAUCCGAUGAACAUCAAUGAAUUAACUAGCAGUCAGCAGGGCAAAGCGACGUACUAUUAGUGACAUCAAUAUUGUUGCUCCAAAUAUGCGGCUCCAAUAGUCAACAUUCAUAUUUAUUUGCAAUUAUUCCCACUUCUUUAUUUCCCCCCAUUUCGUGUGAUUUCGUGUUGCUAAUAAAAGUGCCCAAAGAUUGAUCUUAAAAUGGUUAACCUGAAUUUCAAUCUUCAAUGUCUCCUGAAUCUAAUAAUUUGUACUUCUGAUGUUACAAAUGAAUUGGACCAUUUAAUAAAAUUAUCUUCAAUAAGAAAGG